AUGUCCUCCCCUUCUCCCUCGGUCAGCACCCUCUCCGAUAACGUCGUCGUCGUCCGCUCUGGGAGGCGCCCCGACAAAGGAAUCCUGGUCUUCUAUGUGGCGGAUUACCGACUAGGCUCUCGUGGAGGGGUCGUAACUAUUGGCGGUGCUCGUAUCAUGAGACCUGGACACCUCGUCCUCAUCCCUCUCCCUGGUGGUCGUUAUGCCUUCUUCUGCUGCGGGCCCGGUGAGGUGCGAGGAACGCCGAUCGGCUCAUGGAACGUUCAGAUCGUUGUCCGAGAGCCCACAUUGACCGUUUAUUGGUAUGAUGACGUGGCGGACAGGGUCUACUCGGUGACCAUGUACGAUGAUGAGAGUUUCCGUACUCUUGUGUGCCACUGCUUCGGAGGCAGUGGCGACGGCGCCAUCUCGCAGGGCGUUCGCUCGCAGGGCAUUGUUAGCUCGCAGAGCACCAGGCCGUCCUGGCGCCACGCCUGUGGCCUCAUCGUUUUAUAUCUCGUUGCUCUUUAUCUCUUCUACAAAGCUACUGCUGGCUAUGUCUCGUUCACGAAGUACAUGUAG
Molecule: messenger RNA, 561 nt
Organism: Fomitopsis serialis
Lineage: Eukaryota; Fungi; Basidiomycota; Agaricomycetes; Polyporales; Fomitopsidaceae
Exons: 4
Coding region: 1-561 (186 amino acids)
Source: RefSeq, a predicted model, not a curated record